Messenger RNA from Acaulospora morrowiae, 731 nucleotides. NCBI's taxonomy places the organism in Eukaryota, Fungi, Glomeromycota, Glomeromycetes, Diversisporales, Acaulosporaceae. The record is from the annotation of a GenBank genome assembly.
CGACAAGACCAACCGCUGAUAGCAGAGACCGACAGCCCACUACUAGACCGAGAAGGGACGACAAAUGCUUCCAAUGUAGGGAGUAUGGACAUAUCACCAGAUAUUGCAAUAAAAGAUCAGUGAAUAACCAAGAACACCUAAGACGACCAAGGAGUAUUAAACAUUAUGAAUUAGAAGGAGAUGACGACUACGAAAUCGAAGAAUAUGACGAGAUGUAUAAUACCAACGUAACCCAAAAAGUAGGAAGACCACCCAAGAGAAGAAUAGAACACUCAAACGAUGGUGAACAAAGAGCCAGAAGAAAACCAAACAGGGUACCACCAACAGAAAUAGAGAUCCAUGAAGACAAACCGAUAGACUUAGACUUGGAAAAAAUUCCUAAGCCGCGCAGAAAAAGAGAACUGUCCUCCCUCUUGGAACCCGAGAGCGAUCAGGAAAGCACAGAGACUGACUUAUUUAAUGAAUUCGAAUACAAGGAAGAAAAAAUAGACGAAAGAGAUGGUUACUAUACUGACGACAUGCUUUUGGACAAAGAACUAUAUGAGAACCCUUGGGAAGAAAUGAAAAGUCCAGCAAUAUAUCUUACUAACGUGGAGGAGGUCCCUACGCUAGAAGAGGAAAAAGAACCUGAAUUAACCAUGAAGGAACGAAUCGAAAGUCUAAUAGAGAAAAAUACCGAGCUCGGAAAAGAGGACAAGGGCGACGUACGGGAGCUAUUAAAGAAUGAAUAA